CUUGUAGCAAAUUUACCCAAAUACGAAGAUUGUAAAAUUAGAACUCAUAGUGAUAUAUAAUGUUGUUCUAAUUUUUAUUCUGUAAUCGAAGAUAAACUAGAACAUUAUGUCUGCAGCUUCUAGAAGAAGCAAAUACAGCGAGAAGUCUCGAGAGUCUCUGCCGCCAAUUUCUCCUCGUUUGUGCAGUUGUGAUGUUCACGACGGACGUUUUGUUGACCGACAUGUACAAGAUAUCGAGAAAUUCAUCCAUGAAGAAACAAAAUCAUUACAAGACCCUGAAUCCCGAAAGGAAAGGUUUGGCGUAUAUAGGAAAGCAUUUGAUAUUUUGAUAGAGGAAUGCGUAAGUUUCAAGCCUCUUCUGGCAAACAUCAAUGCAGAGUACGUUGGGGUCAUAAAGGCAGUUGAGAAAGGAGAACAACAGAGGGCUUAUAUUUCGAGGGAUUUGAAAUGCGUCGUUGGAGAAAAAAUCACAAUGGAAAACUAUGAGAAGAGAAUUCAAGACCUGGAAUACAAAGCAAAAGUUAUUAAGGCUAACAAUGAGCAACUGAGGACAAAACAAAACCGUUCAGAGGCAGAAAAGGUGGAAGCAUGUUUAGAAGCAUGUUCUGCUAUGAAUGCUGACUCGUUGAAACAAUCCCGACUUGUAUUACCGGGUUUAAAAAUGGAGGAGCAAUUUGACGUUGAUGUCCUAAAAUCUGCACUGGAAAAACUUCAGGCCAAUGUUAAAUCCAUGCAGCAAAAUAUGACGACAAAUUUUUCCCCUAAGGGGCGAAAAGUGUUGUUGGAGAAAGACCUCCAGGAAAGAGAGAAGUCGCAUAAUCAUGUUAGCCGGUAUAAUAAAGCAUUGAGGGAAAACCUUGGAAAGUUAACUGUUGCUGUUGAGACUGCAAAAUCCACCAUGCAACGAUCAAACAAAGUUCUAAAAAAGGAGCUGGCUGAUGUUAUAUUAAAAGCAGUAAAUGAUUAUGAAAAAAUGGAUUCAUCCCGGAAGUACGACCCAUUACAACAACUUAUUUCUGCAGAUGAUGAUGAUCCAUUGAAGAAAAAGGAAUCUGAGAGACUUGUUUCUUACAUUGAACAUUUCAACAAUCUCUUUGAUUUUGCACAGUAUGAAACAGCAGCCAUUCAUGCAGCAACCUCGCCUAUGGCAAUAUUACGUACACCGCAAGCAAUGCAGAAAUUCAAAGAGGUAGAAAUUUUCGAUGGAGCAAAGUCACCAUUAUUCCUUUAUUGUGAAGCGCUAAUGACUACGAGUGUUGUUGAAUCUGAAACAAUUAAAUUGUCACCUGUUAUGUCAUUAGAAUGUAUUGAUUGUGCUUUGCGAGAGAGUGGGUUAAACCUAGCUAUUCAUUGGCUCAAUCAUCCUUGUAUAGAAACAUCAAUACCUUUAGCUGACCUGCUAGUAAAUUGGUGUCAUUGCAGUGGUGAUUGUUCUUGCAAAUGCCAAGCAAUUGCUGAGGGAAUUUAUCGAAAGUUUGCAGCUCAUCGUGAGGUUGCCAACACCUUAGCAAAGCAAGGAAAACACCAUGCAGUUAUUGAAUAUGGACGAUCCAACGGAGGUUUCAGUUUCUCUGACUACAAAGCAAUCCUUGAAUCAAACCCCACAGUUUUCUAUGCAAUAAUGUUGCUUGAAGCAAACCUGAACGCGAAAAAGAUUGAAAGCGGAAUAUCUUUUUGUUGCAUCGUUCAAAUCUUACUCCAAAACAAUACAAGCAUUCUUAUUUCAUUUCUCGAACACGUCUAUUCCACUGGCGUUUACCACGCAAAGGGGCUUAAGCAUUCUAUGAGUGAUCUUAUAUAUAACGAGAGAUACUCGGAUGAGAUGAAUCCUGAAAAAUGGGAGAGAGUUAUAGAUCUUUGUUGCAAGAAGAAUCAUCCUAAGAUUGCGAUGGAAAUUUUGGGUACACUCCUUGUGAGACAGGCUUUAAAUCAUGCGUCUAUCUCGUCCUCACUUGACUAUAUAUCAUAGCUAUAGACCUAGCUCGUAUAUACAGAGUUCAUUAAUUCGGUUUCUCACAUGAAAAAACGGAACCUGUUCACACGAGCCCGGUUACCCAAAAUUUAACGAAACGUGGGAUGAGGUAUUAAAAUUAGUCUUUUUGAAACAAGCACAUGCUCGGUAUUGUUAGGGUGACUACACGACUAUCAGAAUCAGGUUAUUUACUUAUUGCAAUACCUUAAAGUAAUUUAUUACGUUUCCUUAAAUCUUGGUUCGGGGUCAUGUAAACAGCCCCUCAGACACACGAGCGUUGUUUUCGAGCCUUUUCAAAAUCGUUUUUAUCUAUAUUUUUGCUUUGACGCGUUGUCCACACGAAGGGCCGGAAAAUAUGCUCAAUAUGUUAGAUUAGCUUCAACUUCUAUUGUAAAUUGACGAUGUUUGAAACCGUUUUGGCGGGAAAACGAAAAUGAAAACGCUCGAAAACGUUACCGUGUAUAGUCUCAGACGUCGAACUUUUGAUGUGCCGAGUCAAAUAAUUGAUAUGAACGUUAUUACUUUAAAAGAAUUACCUCAUUAGCAAAUCGCGUGAAUAAAUCCCAAUGAUGGAACGGUAUCUAUAGCCAGGAAACUGAGAAUGAUUCACAAAAUUAAACGUAAAGAACCCUACGGUACCAAAAUGUAUGUAAUAGCCCAAAAAAGUGUUAAUAAGUAAUUAAACUGGUUUAGAGUUUAGAAGCUU
Molecule: messenger RNA, 2678 nt
Organism: Dendronephthya gigantea
Lineage: Eukaryota; Metazoa; Cnidaria; Anthozoa; Malacalcyonacea; Nephtheidae
Product: clathrin heavy chain linker domain-containing protein 1-like
Exons: 2
Coding region: 107-1969 (620 amino acids)
Source: RefSeq, a predicted model, not a curated record